Molecule: messenger RNA, 1487 nt
Organism: Zootermopsis nevadensis
Lineage: Eukaryota; Metazoa; Arthropoda; Insecta; Blattodea; Termopsidae
Source: RefSeq, a predicted model, not a curated record
CUAUUGUAUUAGAGUUGGUGUUAUUUCUGCCCAGUGCCGCCAAACUUUGCAGUGGCAAAAAGUAGAUUUUCUUUUUGUGUACUUGAGGAGGGCUUCGAAUUUGUUGAUAUUAUAUUUCGUUGUCUUUCUGUGUUCUAGAACUGAAAAUGGUCUAAAAACAAGAUCUUAAUAUGUUAAUCACGGACUGAGUUAACAUAACCUAAUUUAUUAUCAGCCAGCUGAAGAAACUAAAACAAUGUUACAUAAACAUCUUGUAUUGGGAUGUUUUCUUAUUGUAGGGAACAUAGUAAGAAACACAAGUGCAUCUGUUGGUGACAGGUCUCCAUAUUAUCGAUCAUGCCUUGAAAAGUGUUCAAACGCCAACUGUACAGAAGGUGGUAUAAAUUUCCGUUCAUCAGUUGGUGCUCAGGCUCAGCCUUUGUACCUCCAACUAACUAAAUGGUCAUGCCAAGAUGAAUGUCAAUACAACUGUAUGUGGAAAACAGUUGAGGAUUAUUUUAUUCUUACAUUUAUGUCCACGAUCAUAGUCAUAACCUUAUCAAUUUCCAUUCUCUGUCUGAAUUUCUUUCAGUGGCCCUUUAUUAGGAUUCUUGGCAUCCAGGAACCUGCAUCAGUUAUAUUCUCAAUUUUAAACUUUAUAGCCCACUAUAUGAUGUUGAGAAAGUUCCGGAGAGAAGUUCGAAAGACGAGUCCCAUGUAUUGGUUGUGGCAUGCAUAUGCAAUGGUGUGUUUAAAUUGCUGGUUUUGGUCAAGUAUGUUCCACAUAAGAGACACCCCAUUUACUGAGAUGAUGGAUUAUUUUUCUGCAUUCUCAACUGUAUUAUUUUCUUUCUAUGCAAUGGUUGUUAGAUUACUGAAUGGACAGAGUCGAGUCAUGACUGUGAUUUUGAGUUUCCUGUGUGUUGGGUUUUUUGUUCAUCACAUCACAUACCUGGCAUUAAUUAAUUUUGACUAUGGGUACAAUAUGAAGGCAAACAUAGUUGUUGGUAUUGCAAAUGCAAUGGGCUGGUUAAUAUGGUGUUUUUACUACUGGAAAAGUCAGCUUUAUGUGUGGCAAUGUGCUCUCUUUGUGUUACUAGUAGGAGUAUGUAUGAUAUUUGAAGUGAUGGACUUCCCACCCUUGAUGUGGAUAAUUGAUGCUCAUUCACUCUGGCACUUUGCAACAGCGGGACUGCCUUUCCUCUUUUAUCGAUUCCUGAUAGAUGACUGUAAAUUCUUGAGAAAUGAGUAUGUCCAUAACCAAGAAAAAUCAAGAUCUCACACUGAUUAAAUAGUGUAUAAAUUCUCUUUUUUGGAGUGCAGGAAAUACUGUAAUGCAUUUGUCCUUAAAUGUGAAAAGUUAUUGGUAUAUAUCUGGUCAUUUAGAAAACUGAAAACAUGAUUCAGCAGAUAUAAAUACUGAUCUCAUGAUGUGUGAUUCUUACACUGUAAAAUGUUUUAAUUUAAUCACUAAUUGUAACAUUAAAUCCACAUUUUGUCACCACUAU